Molecule: messenger RNA, 1151 nt
Organism: Sphaerodactylus townsendi
Lineage: Eukaryota; Metazoa; Chordata; Lepidosauria; Squamata; Sphaerodactylidae
Gene: PPP1R35
Product: protein phosphatase 1 regulatory subunit 35
Exons: 5
Coding region: 177-983 (268 amino acids)
Biological process (GO): negative regulation of phosphatase activity
Molecular function (GO): phosphatase binding
Source: RefSeq, a predicted model, not a curated record
UGCAUCAAUGUGCGGCGGAAAAGGAAAUCCGCCCUUGCCCCGAGUCGGCCUCGUUGCCGCUCUGAGCUCCUGCAAUCUAUCGUAGAGCCCCUCGCAAAGCUUCGAGAUAGGGCCCUUUCUGGGUGGGCCGUGGGCGCCAUGCUUGAGCUGGGUGUCCUGAGGCUUCGCAGGGCCAGAUGGACGGCCCCGGGGGCAGCGACGAAGACAGCCGUCCGUGUGCGGCCCCCGCCCCCCUGCCGGCCCCGCCGCUGCAGCCCCUGUUUCCGGACCCCGAGGUGGCCCUCACCCCGGACAGGGCGGUCUGGGCUGGCGGGGGGAUCCUGCGGCGCCAUGGCCCCGGUAAAGCGCCCCGCAGACAAGUUCGUUUCCAGCUGGACUCGGGUUACUGUGAGGCCAGUGGCGGCAGCCUGGAUCCACUGGGGCAAGCAGAGGAGCCCCAGAGUGCCUCUCUUGCUGCCAGCCUGCUGAGGAGGGAGCCGCCCGGCAGUCCGAUGGAGGACCAGCAGCCGGAGGAACCCCACGGCCUCCUCAUCACCCCUGUUCUCCACAGCACGGCUGCCUUGGGGGCUGAGGUCCAGGCCACACGGGAGCAGGGCUUCGAUGCCCAGCGGGCAGCCAGGGACCUCCUCCAGCGCUCCUUCCUCACCCGCUGCGCAGUAGAAGCUCGAGUAGGUGAAGGGAUGAACAUCCCUCGAGAACAGCAGCUCUACCAAGGACUGAUCAGCCUGCAGGUGCCUGAAGAGGAAUUGCUGAGCUCUGCCAUGCAGGAGAAACUAGUGCUUGUUGAGCCCCGGCGUGAAGCCAGAAAGGAGCCAACCUGCAGCGGCCCAGACCUCAUGGCCUUCUAUGACGCGGAAGAGAUGUUCACAGAGACCGCUUUCUUGGAGGUGGAGGGGCUGCCCCCCCUGCAACUGAAGCCUCGCACCCGAGAUCCAGCAGCCACCUUCCUGAUGUACCACAAGCUGCGCCAGUGGGACAGUUGAGGGGAAAGGUGGGAGCACCAGCCACCCUCUGUGGAUUCCCCCUUCACCGGACCCAGAAGAGACUCUCUUGUAUGGAGCAAAGAAGCUACAGGGCUGUUUAUUCACAGGUGACUCAUUCAUACUCUGCGUCCAGCACACUUUUAUACAUAAACCAAGAUACCAGCACUA